AGUCCUAAAUGAAGCGGCUGGGCGCUGCUGGGAGAAGGUGAAGGAAAGAUGGCGGCCGGAGCUGAAGCGAACCGUGGUCGCAGCCGCAGUAGCAGCAGCAGCUCCUCGGCCGCGCUGGAGGCCUCGCUGGACCGUCGCUUCCAGGGGGUCUCCAACACCAUGGAGUCCAUCCAGAGCCUGAGCUCGUUCUGUAUCGAGAACAAGAAGCAGCACGGCCUGGUGGUGCGCUGCUGGAUGAAGUGGCUGAAGAAAUCGGAUCCAAGUCACAGGCUGAAUCUCUUCUACCUCGCUAAUGAUGUCAUACAGAACUGCAAGAGGAAGAAUGCUAUCGUGUACCGCAGUGCUUUUGCUGAUGUCCUACCAGGCGCCGCCCUGCUGGUCAGGGAUGCUAAAGUGCGUAAAUCAGUGGAGAGGAUAUUCACCAUCUGGCAGGAGAGAACAGUUUAUCCAGAGGAGUUGAUCACAGAGCUAAAGGCCGCACUACAUAAGAAAGAACAGCCACCACCACCUACUGUUAACCCUAAAACUGCCCUCAAGUCAAAGAUUGUGGCAGAGUUUGCUCCACAUGCAUUAAUCGAGAGCUUGGCUGCAUAUAAGCACUCUAUGGAGGAGAGUGAGCUGAAGGAGAAGCAGCUGGCUGCUCUAAGAGUGGAUGUAUGCAGCACGGAGGCCCUCAAGAGGCUCAAAGAUAAAGCAGGAGGGAAUAAGUUUUCUAAAGACUUUGAGGAGGGCGGCAUGAAGCUGCAAGAGUUUGUGAAGUUUUUGGAGGGACAGAUGCAAGCUGGACCUCCUCUGCUGGAAGCUCUGGGGAAUGCAGAGGUCUUCUAUGAAAUGCAGUACAAAGAGGUCAAGAUUGUUGCCAAUGCAUAUAAAACUUUUGCUAAUCGAGUGUCCAGUCUAAAGCGUAAACUGGAUGCCCUGAAGUCCACACUACCAGACCUGGACGACUCACCCAUCCCCUCUCCAUCUGAAGAUGCUCCCUCGCCCACAGGCUCCGAUUCACCCUUCCAUGGGCUGGUGGGCAGAGCAGGACAGGGCAGUACAGACCGAGAGGGAGCGAGAACAGGAGACCAGAAAGACAACAGAGAUUUGGAGGACAUGGACCUUUCAGAAGAAGAAGAAGAAGAAGAAAAGGAGGAGGAGUCCACAAACAAAAGCAGUAUUGUUGAAGACAAAAAAGAUAAAACCUCCCCAGUGGCUGCUUCCAAGACAGCCAAUGCAACCGCCACCAAAUCUCCUCUCACCACAGCUUCCCCAGCUUUAGCCACUCCUGCAAAGUCAUCUUCAGAGCCUGCAGCCAAUCAGAUCGCACCAUCACCUGCUGCCCCCACCCCCACCACACCUGUACCUCCAAGCCCUGCUGCUCUGCAGAUGAAUUUGGCCAAUGUGGAUCUAGGGAAGAUUAGCUCCAUCCUCAGCAGCAUCACUAAUGUGAUGAAGAGCACCGGUGUAAGUCCUGUGUCCCGCCCUUCACCAGGAACACCCACUACACCAUCUAGCCACGCCCCUUCAAAACCUCCUCCCAGUGGAACUCCUACACCCAAUCCCUUGGCCAGUAUCCUGUCCAGAGUAGACAUUUCUCCUGAGGGUAUCCUCAGUGCCCUCACAAAGACACAGACCAACAGCCCACGUCUGCAAGGAUUAUCCUCUCUCUUGUCCUCUGCCCGUGCCGGCACUCUCAGUUCUCAAAAUCCCACCCCUUCCUCCUCUACCCCGACAUCCUCAACCAACACCACAGCGACAAGUACUACAACCCCAAGCACCCCUAAGACUCCAAAAGCUUCUGCCAACAGCCUCAAGCGUGAACCAGAACUUGAGCGAGGUCUGGAGUGGGACCGGGUGAAAGAGAAAGACCGUGAGAAAGAGAAGAACAAGGAGAGGGACAGACGGGAGAGGGAGAGAGAAAGGGAAAAAGAAAAGGAUAGAUCGAGGGAGGUGCCACCUAUGCCCAGCUUGGAGUCAAAAAUCAACAGCUUCCUGCAAGGAAACCCUGGUUUCAGUGCUCUUGGUCUGGAUGAUGGGGUCAGUAACAGCCCCCUGUUGGUAGGUGGAGACAAUGCGGAUAGUACUCCGGUCCGAGAUGAAAGUGGCAGCACUCCAACACAAGACGAGAUCAUGGAUGACCAUUGUGUCCCUAGUGACCAGAAACAGGGUUCAUCUGGAGCUCUUUCCCCGACUGCAUAUCAUAGUGACCCCUGGGACGCUGUAAUCACUCCAAGAGAGGAUGAGCGAAAGGACAGAGACUACCGCACCCCAUCCUCAGCCUCACGGCCACAGGCCUUUAGCCCGAGCACUAAAAAUGCAAGUAGGAGCACCGUGAAAGGCAAAGAGCAGGAUAGCUUGAAGAGAAAAUCCGGAGGAUCCACAAGCUCCAAUUCUUCUGUGCAAGAUUUGGGUGCAAAGGCACUUAAGAUGGAGGGAUCUGGAGGAAAGAGUCUCACCUUGCGCAGACCUAGUGGUGGGUCUCAGAAUGGAGGAAAGGAAAAGGAGGAGAAGGGGAAGAAAGGAGGAAAGAAGGAGGGGGACAGUGAACACUACCACCGCAUUGAGACUGUGGUGUCUAAAACAGCCAGCAGUAAAGAUGGUGCGCCCAUAGAAGCAUUGGGCUACAGCAACCGCAUCCAGACAGUAGAGAGCAUCCGCGUGAUUGGCCGAGGCCCUCGGAGGGCGAGUGGAGCUGCAGGCAGAGCAGGGGGGACCUGGUACGAAGAGGAGGAGUUCAUGGAAGCCCCACCUUCAUCUCAUCCUGGCAACCAUGCCGCUGAGAGCCCCCAAGAGCUAGGGAUGGUGCCACCACCUACGCAUCUGGUGCCCCAGUUCCCACCACCUCCUUACACUACUGAGGACUCAACACAUCCUUUGCACACUCACCCUCUCCCCCUGCACCGCCCACCAUCUUCUCCUUUUUUCCUGACCCUUCCAGUUCCACCCAUCCCUCAGCCCCACCCCCCUUCUGUGGCUCCACCUGCAACAGCCCCACCCUUACCCCAGCCCCCACCAGCCCCUCCUAGAGACUUCCCUCUCUCCCCCACCUCUGCAGUAAUGGUAGGCGGUGUCUUGGUGCCCAUCGAUCGCGUCCUCCCACACCCACCUGCAAACCUGCGCCCAGAAGGGGCCGGGACUGGCAAUUCCGCCUCCGCCAGGGGUAAUCCCUUGCCCCUGCGCCCCGGCACACUUAAAGAGCAGUUUCUCCCUCGCCAUGCUCCCCCUCUCCAUCGCCCUGGUGCCCCAGGCAUACCUCCGCCCCUUUUGGGCAGAGUGCGAGAGGGCCCACCAUCACCUUCCACUCCAACCACACCCACAACGCCCUCUCCAACUGGUGAGCCACGCCCCCUCCUGCCCUCUCCAAAUUGUCUCCCCACCCCACCUGGGUCUCAGAGAUCCCGUCGGCCCCCUUCCCCACAUGGCUUGCUCUGCCCACCCCCUCACGUGCCCCACACCUCACCCCUCUCCCAGAGGCCGUUGCCCCGAGGGGGCCUGCCACUUCCCCUGCCCCUUCCCCCUCCUGCGCUCUCACGAGAGCCACUGCUGCCUGGAAUGAAGCGGCAUGGUCCUACCUUUCGAGGAGGACCGCUGCACCCCACAAAGAGACCCUUUAUGCCCCCUCGUUACUAGUAACUUAGUUCGAAUAAAGGUCAGCCUGCAGUUUAUUCUCCUGCUGUGAUCUGGUGUUGGAAGGGUUGGCACCAGACUCUGGGCCAUAAUUAAAGUCUAAACACACACACUUACUGCUGCCCCCUCUCCUUCCAACCCUGCUCACCCACAGCCAGCAGUGAUCACUUGCUUUAGACUAAGAGAAGUCUUCGAGGCAAAUGGUGGAGUGGACGAAUUAGGAGGGAAGGUCUGAAAGGAAGGCAACACAACAAAGAUGAAUGGAAUGAGAGAGAAAAAAGGCCAAAGGUGGUUAUUCAGUUCAGUUCCACUUUUUUGGAAUGGAGUAGAACGAAUGAAGGAGUGUGUGUGUGUGUGGGUGCGUGUGCGCAUUAGCAAAGACAAGUUUUCUCCGUUACCAAUCUGUAAUCAUAAAUGUAAAUAGAAACUUUAGAUCUUUCCUUCUUGUAACUAUUUCUGCUCUUUCCCACUGUGUAUGGCUUCUGCUUCCCAACAGCUCUAAAUGAAGGGGGGAAACAAAACAAGCAUUUCUGCUCUCUAAGCUCUGUCACUCUCUUUCUGUAAACACUUAACAGUCCAGUUCAUCUCUGCUUCAACUCUAAUCUGAAUAAAACAUUUGAUUUAGCACUGGCCAUCUAGGGCCGUUUGUAAUGCCAUUUGCCGUUCUUUAAGGCUGUGGCGCAGAAAUAAGCUAGCAGAGCAGAGCAACUCCAGCCUCAGAGUGGAUUUUCUAAUGCUUUCUUCCUCGUAUCUGUUGUUCAGUUUUGAACCGAGCUCUCACGUGUAUUGUUGCUAAUAAAAGCCCUGCGCUGAGAAACAAGAA
Messenger RNA from Astyanax mexicanus (Mexican tetra), 4435 nucleotides. RefSeq names its product regulation of nuclear pre-mRNA domain containing 2b (gene rprd2b). Gene Ontology annotation, biological process: mRNA 3'-end processing. The transcript is spliced from 10 exons. Gene Ontology annotation, cellular component: RNA polymerase II, holoenzyme. Gene Ontology annotation, molecular function: RNA polymerase II complex binding. Lineage: Eukaryota; Metazoa; Chordata; Actinopteri; Characiformes; Acestrorhamphidae. The coding region runs from base 49 to 3615 and encodes 1188 amino acids. The record is from RefSeq and is a predicted model, not a curated record.